UCUCGUCUCUCCGCUCCGCAUCGCAUGCUGUACUCUAAAUUUUCAACAUCCCACCUGUCUCUACAGCAAUGGAUUUUCGCAUGUUAGCGUCCGACAAAACGAAGCCGUCAUGUUAAGUGAAUUUCGCCAUCGGUGAUGAAACUGCUUUGAGUGGAGAGGACAAGGAAAACAAGAAUUGUCAUUUUGCCGAAUGAUUUUAGCCGCAGUGUCGCAGUUGGACAUCCAAGCCGAGCCGAGAAUGUUACGACAGCAUCAUCAGACGUCGUUCAAAUCCAUGGACAGCGUGGUGGAGGUCAAAAGUAAAUUUGAUGCUGAAUACCGUCGCUUUGCGUUCAAGAGGAACUGCCCAGGUGGCUUCAAAGAGUUUUAUAGCCUACUCCAAACUAUCCAUCAAAUCCCCGAAGUAGACAUGUUAUUAGGAUACGCAGAUGAUCAUGGAGACCUUCUUCCAAUCAACAAUGAUGAGAACUUCCACAAAGCUGUCUCAUCAGCAAAUCCGUUGCUUCGCAUCAUCAUAACAAAGAAAGAUGAACCUGUAGUUUUUGGCACCAACUCCCUCCAGAGACGUAAAAAAGGCCUAGGUUUGACAGGACUCCGUCCCACUGGCUCAUUGUCUGCCCACUCAAAGAGCAAGAUGAGUCUCAUGAUUGGCCGACCACAGAACUUCCGUCAAAUUUCAUCGAUCAUUGACGUGGAUAUCCUACCUGAGACACACCGUCGCGUACGGCUCCACAAACAUGGUACCCAUAAACCACUGGGCUUUUACAUCCGAGAUGGGGCCAGCAUGCGAGUGACGCCUUACGGUGUAGAGAAGGUUCCAGGAGUGUUUAUAUCCCGCCUUGUGCGAGGUGGUCUUGCAGAAAGCACCGGGCUCUUGGGAGUUAAUGAUGAAAUUCUAGAGGUCAAUGGUAUUGAUGUCACAGGAAAAUCGUUAGAUCAGGUGACAGAUAUGAUGGUGGCCAACAGCCACAAUCUUAUAGUGACAGUGAAACCAGCAAACCAGAGGAACAAUGUUACGCAUCGUGGGAGUAAAUCCGCAGGAAAUUCGGGUUCUUUUGGCUCCAAUGGAUCUACAAGCUCUGCGCUAUCACAUGACUCUACGAGUCCUGCCUCUCACAGCACCCCCAUCACUGCAAGUAACAGCAUUGUUGAGGGUGACAGUGAUGAAGAAGAUGAUGAUGAUGGUGACCUCAUCCUGGAAAGUGACUGUUUGACAUUCUAUUCAUCUGGAAACAAUACGAACUUGACCAGUGAAACAUCGCAAGACAGCCCUACGGUUCGAACCCUUCAACAGAGUGUCUCCAUGCCCGAAUACAUGGCAGCAAAUCUGAGAUCCCGUCAAAAUGGCCACCCGGGUCACAGCAUUCAACGGAGUAUGAGAGAGGGGAGUCAACAUAAUAACACUGUAAACACAGCUACUGUAUGAAUUUUCCUGACUAUCACAGAGCGUAACAUAAUUUUUCUUGAUGGGUUUCUACGGAUGAUUCGCUGAUACCUAUUCCAAGAUUUUAAAUGUAUAAGACUCAUCGGCAAUAAUGAUUUCUUUUACUAUGCUGGUCGGGGUGCAUCAUGAACCUGUAUGACAUCAGAACAGUGGUUCUUAAUCUGGGUGGGAUCGAACCCCAGGGGUUGGGUGAGUAAGUCUAAGGGGUUCGGCGAAGGUGAAGACACACAGGGCCCAAUUUUCAUACGCUGACUAAAGGCAAAGUGUUGUCUUACACUUGGUUUUGGACUGAUUUGCAGUAGAUUUACAGUUUUUAUUCCAUUACAUCCAACUGGUAGCCCUCUGUCUAAUGGGGGGAGAAACUGGUUUCCUGAGGGGAAGGUUGACUCGCACUUGGUAUGAAAAAGGAUAACCGACCUACAAGCAGCGUGGACUGCGCUGCUAAUAGGAAAAAAAAAACAUUUGCGUAAGUGUACAUGAAAACAAAAAAAGGAACAAUGAAUGACUUUCAUUUUCCAACCUAAAAUUCAACGGCAAAAUCAUUUGUAGUAAAUUAGAAAUUUGAAUGGCAAUUCACUUAGAUAUUAGCUCGCUAGCUCAGCUAUACAGUGGUACAUCUUCUUACGAACGACUAUACAUACAGAAUUUUCAGGUUAAGAUACUUCUCCACAGGAAAAUAUUGCCUCUUGUUACAAAAGCAAUUUCAGGAGAUGAAAGGCAAAAAUACAGUAUGGCUGGUCCUCAUAGCUCCCACUUUACUGAACGUAAUAUACUUAUAACCAAUGUUCCCUCAAAUUUUCAUGUGUCUGAGCAAACACACAAGCUCCCUGAGCACACUGUGGACCACAAUGAGUAACAUCAGAUGGGUACACAGUGGCCACACACUAGUAUCACGCCUGUUCAAAACCUUGGUUACAUGGCUUAUUAAAAGAAUGAAAUUACAGCAGCAAUUUUCAUUAGUUUACUUUUCAUAUACCGUAAUGUCUGGACUAUAAGGCGCACCUGACUAUAAGCCGCCACCCACCAAAUUUGACAAGAAAACGGCAUUUGUUCAUAGAUAAGCCGCACUGGACAAUAGCCGCAGCUGUCCUCACUGAAUUAUGGGAUAUUUACACCAAAAGAUAUUAUCCGGUUACACUUUAUUGGAUAGCGGCAUCAUAAGACCAAAUUAACCAAUAGGCUGCAAAGCUUCAUUGCUUCAAGAAGCUUCAUUUGGCUAUCACUGCUCCCUUGGGGGAGACAGUCAACCUCUGUUGCCACCUGCUGUCAACACUGAUGUUGUACAUUAGGCCUCCAAGCAUGCAUUGCAGCGCUACAGAUGUAAAUGACAAUCAAUAUUCAUGGUCUCUGCUAAAUAUUUUUUCAGUUACUCUCCCAGUUGUUUCAUUAAGUGGUAUUUGGUAACACUUUCUUUGACAGUGGUGCCAUAAAACUGUCAUAAGACCAUCAUAAUAAUGAUUAAUGCUCAUCAUACCAUGAUGAGCAUUAAUAAAUGCUUAUGACAGAUGUAAAAUUAACUCACUUUUUAAUGGAUGUAUAAGAUCUGAGCUGGACACAAAUGGAGUGUUGGUGACAAAAUUUUCCUGAUGAUACUUAAUGACAUUCAUUCAUUCAUCAAUUCCCAUGAUAGUGUCAUAAUCAUGUCAUAAUUAUGUCGGUCUAAUGGCAGUUUUAUGACGCUGCUGUCGAAUAAAGUGUUACCAAUUAACCCAAAUAAAUCAAUAAAUAAGCCGCACUGGACUAUAAGCCGCAGGAUUCAAAAUGAGGGAAAAAAGUAGUGGCUUAUAGUCCGAAAAUUACGGUAAUUGAUUUGGCCCACUUAAAAUGAAAAAGACAAAAAUAUCAUUCAUGAGAUAUGUACUAUGUCAUAUGUGAGAGGCCUGCUUUGGCCUGGGUCCACUUUAAUUUUUUUUUCAGGUCAUUCAUUGUGAGACAGAAGCAGCCCGGCAAAACGCCACACUAAAAAAUAAGUCACAAUAUCAAAAUGGCGUACCUAUUGGCCAAAACAAAAUGUUUACUGAAUAUGAAAUGUGAACGGCUUCACCUUGCUGGCUCGAAACUGGUCUUUUAGACAUCCACGCCAUAGUAGUAUAGUAGCUCCAUUCUUCACAUUUUUUCCUCCAAGUUUUUGGUUCCGGGAGAGUAUGAAGAAAACAUCCUUUAUAUGUCGUAAUGUCUAGAGUCGUUUCUACAAGUUUUAUAGUAGCAGUCAAUAAUCGGCAUGUCAUUUUUUGAAAGAUUACCGGAGAAAGAAGGCCGAAAAAUGAUGGUUUGCAUACGAGGGCGUGUAUAUAAUGUCCCACUUCCGCUUUACGAUGUGACGUCACGGUCUAAAAAUAGCCUACGUGCGGUAUGCCAUUGUAACAUGUAUUUAUAACAUGUUUGGUUGCAUUUUUAUGCAUUAUGAAAGAUUGAUUUCUGAAUUAUGAGGGCCUUGGAACGGAUUAGGGCAUUUUCAUGCAAAACGCAUUUUUACUUACAGAAUUAUCAAGUUACAAAACUACUUCCAGAACCAAUUAAUUUCAUAAGUAGCGGUACCACUGUAUCAGUUUUUAAUUUGAAAUAAACUCGUGGGGUUUCGGUACCUUAAGCAAGGUUAAGAACCACUGCUUUAGAAUCUUAGCAGCCAUUAUUUUUCAUGCGGUUGUUAACAAUUCUCAAAGUACCCUACAUACAGCGUUAUUAGGCUGCAUUCCAAAUGUGAAAACUUUAAUGAAAAAUAUAUAAAUACAUUUACAGUGGACCUCCACUAUUCAUAGGAGUGUGGGACUCUGGCGUGAAAAUGGAGCAUUUCCACAAAUAAUUGAUGCUGCUGUAAAAGUGCUUAUGAUUUUCUUUAUAUAUUCAAAAGUACCAGAAAUAUAUCAAACUUAAAUAGCAUUUCAGAUGCUUACAAACUACCUGUACGUAAUAGUGUACUAAAUAAUGUACAGUGCUCUUACAUACAAAUAUAAUGAUGAUGAUGAUGGGGGGGGGGGGGGGGUGCCCUACUAUUUGAGAAGUACUGGUUUGAAUGAAUUUUGAAAAACACAGAAAAUCACAAGUAGCCGGUUUUUGCACAAAUAACGGGGACUAGGUAAAUUUGCAAUUGUCGAAUGGUAUGAAUACGUAGUGGUCCACUGUAAUUGAAUCUUCUUUAUUAUGAAAGGAAGAUAAGGCAGAUCAGUCGUAAAAAAAAAAAAAACAUGGCCUAUAUAUAAAGUGUUAUACAGUCUAAUGACAACGCAUUAACUAUGGAAAUACGUAAUUGACAGUCAGUUGAGGAAAAAGCCAACAACCGGAUGCAUUAAAAUUAAAUUGUCCCUUAUCCUUGAGUGGCCAAGGCCACUACUGGCAAAGUUCACUGUAAAGUUUUAAAAUCUCUUUUUAAGUUAGGGGAGAGACAUUGUUUCUACCUAAAUAUUGUAUAUAGUCAAUAUAUCUCCUUUUUAACCAGCUCUAUGUAUUGUAGGGUGAUGGGAAUGAGGACAGCUAAUAAGAUAUACGGGGAUGGUAGGAUGUGUAAAGCAUACAAAGUGUUUUAUGAACUCUAUAUCAAACUGUGAAAAUUCUAAAGCUUCAUUGAAAUAAAAAAUGCAAUCUCGAUGAGUCUUUAUUA
Messenger RNA from Corythoichthys intestinalis (scribbled pipefish), 5042 nucleotides. It is a transcript of the gene pard6a, whose product is annotated as par-6 family cell polarity regulator alpha. Gene Ontology annotation, biological process: regulation of cellular localization; establishment or maintenance of cell polarity; centrosome cycle. Lineage: Eukaryota; Metazoa; Chordata; Actinopteri; Syngnathiformes; Syngnathidae. Gene Ontology annotation, cellular component: apical plasma membrane; cell cortex; nucleus. The transcript has 6 exons. Gene Ontology annotation, molecular function: protein binding. The record is from RefSeq and is a predicted model, not a curated record. Bases 191 to 1426 code for a protein of 411 amino acids.